CGAUCCAUAGGCGCGUGUGUUGAGCUCUCAACUUCAACCGAUUUCCUUUUCGAGCGGCUAUAUACCAUGAGGUGGUUCAAACAUAUUUCCAACGCUAUCAGGAAACCAAAUUUAAGCUCGUACAACCACAUUGCCACUUCAAAGGUUUCGGCUUCGAAGCCGAUUUCCAAGAAAUUUGCAUGUCGUUUAACUUAUUGCUACGAAGAUGAUGAGCGGCGCACUUUUUCAUACAAUUCUAACGAGAAAUGUCUCUUCAUUUCCAUUUUAAGAAUGUCCAAACCCUUUUCAAAAGUCCCAAGUUUCUCUCGAGCCUCUCCAUACAUUCUUAGUUUGUAUUUUCAAGAUGCUCAGAGAAAGGUUUUGGGUGUUGAGGCUUUUAACUCUUCCUUCUUUCAAUACUUUUCAAAAAAAAGUCAAUCAAGUCCCACAUCAUUCACUCACUGGUUUUCAUGCAUCCGGGAAGAUUUACAUACCUUCAUAAGGCAAAUCUCCCAUGGUCUUCGCUUUUUAUACUCCCAAAACAUCACACAUUCUAACAUUCGGGAUGGCGUCUUCAUCACGCCAUCCAACAUGGCAAAGCUCGGAAACUUCUUGGAUGUUCCAAACAAAAGAUCAAUCCUAGAAAUGAUCCAACGAGAUUUCCAAGACUUUGCCGGGAUCAUAGUAGAGGUUUUGGAGAUGCCGGGACACCCGGUGGGCGAUUGUGGAGACCUCUCAAAGUUUAUAGCCGCGCUCCAAGAAACCAGUGUUGCAAGUGUUGAGGAGGCUCGCAUUCUUCUCGAUACUCCCAUGUUCUAUACAACUCUUGAAGGUCUGAAUCUACUAGAGAAGUUGCAUAUGACCAUUUUCGAUAAGAAAUUGUUUGAGCCAACCGAAAUUCAGAACGCAAUCUUUAACUUGCAUGGCACGGGUGAUUGUUGUGAAAAGCUCUUGGAUUGGCCAACAAGGUAUCAGAAGAGUACCCUCUUUAGCAAAGGUGGAAAAUUCAAAAUUCCAAAUCAGAGUGCUCCCCGCGUCGAUAUCAUAAGAUUGCUUCGCAAUAUUUUGGAGCACAAUGAAGGGAGAUCUGGAAGAUUUUGUACCUACAAGAGCUUUCGGGAGGAAUUCGGAGAUAUCAUUGGUGAGCUAAGAGGAGUGUUGUUUUACAUGCUAAACAAGGACUCAACUUUUGAUCGCCAUGAAAUCCAUACCAUCAAGAUGUUCUUUGAUUCCUCCGUGACGAGAAACGAUGAUGUGGAGGUGUCCUCAAUUCUAUUGCAAAGGAUGGCUAAAACUGCUCCACCUCAACCUGCAGGAACAUCAACCUUGACCGGCCGCCGAUUGAAUCAUCGAAGCGGCGGGAUGGCCGCCGGGGCAGCGGGCUACUGCGCGGCGUAUUCGAGGGGAGCAUCUCCGGCCACGACUCCGACAUCCAACGCCGCCCCUAUCACAAGAACUGCGGCUGCGCCCUGCACAAAUCGCGCGGCGGAGGAGGCCACCGUUGCUCCCAUUCGCCGUCCCACGUGUCUUACCCCAUCCGGCGCUCCUGGAGCGAGGGCUGUCUGGCUUUGGCUGUGGCCUCCUCCCGAUCGCCUUCUCCGCGCUGCUCUCCCACCGCCUCAAUCGCGCGGAAGAGACACAAAUCUAUGGUCUUUUCUAUCGAAGAAGAAGAACAACAACAUGAAUUCGACGGCGAGUCGCCGACGACAGUAAUUGGCAAUCCAGGAGCCGCUAAUUAGGCAUCGACGCCGGCCGUAUUUUGACCUUUUUCUAUAUUUUCCUUUGGAGAUCUAAAUUUUACUCCGUCUCGAUUAUUAGAGCACUGGUAAUGGCCAUGAAGCCCCGGGGCUUCAAACCGCAAAUUAUAUCGUACAUCCGGCUGUACGGGAAGAACCGUACAGCCGGCAAUUAAUUGGGGCUUAGGGAGGAACUGCUGUAGGAACGGCCGAUUCAAUUGGCCAUGAAGGAGGCUGAGAUGGGGCUGGUUGAUUCCCGAUAGGCGAUCUGUGAUUUGACGAUGAAGAAGGUCCAAUCCGCAAUUAGAGGAUGAAGCUCCAAUGGAGGUUGUUUGGAAGAAGAUGAAUGUAUGAUCUGCAAUCGGCUGCUUGCUAAGAUCUGGUCACCGCUUCAGGUUGCUCGAGAUGGUCCUACUG
Cuscuta campestris is the source of this 2132-nucleotide messenger RNA. Lineage: Eukaryota; Viridiplantae; Streptophyta; Magnoliopsida; Solanales; Convolvulaceae. The record is from the annotation of a GenBank genome assembly.